Phragmites australis (common reed) is the source of this 1477-nucleotide messenger RNA. RefSeq lists its product as uncharacterized. The coding region runs from base 142 to 1239 and encodes 365 amino acids. The transcript has 3 exons. The record is from RefSeq and is a predicted model, not a curated record. Lineage: Eukaryota; Viridiplantae; Streptophyta; Magnoliopsida; Poales; Poaceae.
GGCUGCCACCGUCGGAACAACGGUCAUAUUACCGACCGUUGUACUGCCACAAAUUCGUCCCAUUCCAACCCUUUAAAGCUCCACCCUCUUCGCCUCCCCUCCCCAUCCAUCGUCUCCUUCUCCUCGAUCCGCAAGAAACCCAUGGAGACGCCGCUGUCCACCAGGAGGAUCACCCGCUCGCUCGCCGCCCCAUCCGCACAGAAGAGCGCCGCCGCCCACUUCUCCCGGGCAAAGAACCCCGCCGCCCUGCACGACAUCACCAACGACUCCCCCAUCGUCGGCCUCCACGACAAGACCCCAGCCUCCACCGCAGCCAAGAACCGCCGCAGGGCAGGGGCAGCCCCCCGCCGCACACCCGGCUCCGGCGAGGCGCUCCUGCGCGGCCAGGUCAAGGCCCUCCUUCACAAGCUCCAGGAGGAGGAGCAGGGCUGUGCCGCCGCAGCUAUCGUCAGGCCCGCGUGCAUCCAGGCCCUGCUCGGCGUCUCCAGGUCGCCGGCCCAGCUUCUCUCGCCCACGCCGGCCAACACGCCGCAGAUCGGGCCCGUCUCCGCAGUCAGGGAAGGCCUCCUGAUGCCCGAUGGAUCGACGCUGAUGCCCUGCGUCCUCGAGAACGAGGAAUCGCUGCUUCCUAAGCUGCAGGUCAUUGCAGCUUCACUGCCGGUGCCGCCGCCUGAAGACAAUCUCGGCGAGUGCCAGCUGAACCAUGCGCUGGUGUUCGACGAGUCCCCUGGGAAAUCCGAUGCGUCCAAUGGGUCGGCCGUCUCGUCAUCCCUCUCGCUCCAGGACAGCAUCAGCGGUAGCUACAUGGACAAGUCAUCAUCGCCUGAGGACGACAGCUCCUCGGCGUGGUCCAUUCAGGUCCAUGCCAGCUCGGAGAAGGGUGACGAAGAGGACCUCGCCGUGGAGGAAUUGGGAGAGCACACUGAAGAGGACGAGGAGGAACUGGGAGAGCACACCGAGGAGGAGGAGGAGCGGUGGGAAGACAGUGAUGAUGACUGCUUCGAUGAUCUGUGCGAGGACAUGAGCAGGAUGACUGUGUUUGAUGACGAGGAGAAUGCUGGGCUGCCGCAGUUCGAGGGGUGGCACACCCGGUUCAUCUACAACAGCGACGACGAGAUCGAGAGGGAGGAGGUGGUGGAUGCAGCUGAGGCCAGGGCGGAGCUUGGAGCCUUGGUGCUCAGGGGCCUGCCAGUGCCGGAGGGGAGGCAUCUGCGCUUCAACGAGGAGGACGAGGAAUAAGCGAAUCACUCCCUGACCAGCUGCAAUGGUUGUCACCCCCUGACACUAUCCGAAAGCAAAUUAAAAGAUCAUCAUGAGAUCUUAUUCAGCUGAAGAGAAAACAAAGAGAGUGGACACUAUAGAAUAGUGUAGAAUUUGCUUCCACAACAAGUGGCACAUUGUCUCUCCUACAAAUUCAAUUCUUCUGAAUUAAACAUAUUUCAGGCUACUGAACAGUAUGCUGUGGUAUUCUCUGGUA